GUAAUUUGUUGUGGUGACGAUGCACAACCUUCACCAUUCUUCAGAGAAAUGCUACAUAAUUGGUUAAAAGAGCAUACUGAUUAUUAUGAAGAAGUUUUAACUGAUUAUCAUGCAAAAUGUCCUAAGUUAUAUGAACUUAAAAAAGCUAUAUGUCGAAAAAAUAAUCGAAUACAAUCAAAAUUAUUUUGA
This is a messenger RNA of Dentiscutata heterogama, 189 nucleotides long. The record is from the annotation of a GenBank genome assembly. NCBI's taxonomy places the organism in Eukaryota, Fungi, Glomeromycota, Glomeromycetes, Diversisporales, Gigasporaceae.